CGGAGCCGCGCCGAGUAGCCAUGGUGCUGGCGGAGCCCCCGCGGCCGGGCGGCGGCUGGACCCUGUGCGAGGGCUUCUGCUGGCUGCUGCUGCUGCCCGGCGCGCUGCUGCUCGUCGCCCGCCCCGCCAGGCUCGCGGCUUUCCCUACCUCCCUGAGCGACUGCCAGACGCCCACCGGCUGGAACUGCUCCGGUUAUGAUGACAGAGAAAAUGAUCUCUUCCUCUGUGACACCAACACCUGUAAAUUUGAUGGGGAAUGUUUAAGAAUUGGAGACACUGUGACUUGCGUCUGUCAGUUCAAGUGCAACAGUGACUACGUGCCUGUGUGUGGCUCCAAUGGGGAGAGCUACCAGAAUGAGUGCUACUUGCGGCAGGCUGCAUGCAAACAGCAGAGCGAGAUUCUUGUGGUGUCUGAAGGGUCAUGCGCCACAGAUGCAGGAUCAGGAUCUGGAGAUGGAGUUCAUGAAGGCUCAGGAGAAACCAGUCAGAAGGAGACUUCAACCUGUGACAUUUGCCAAUUUGGUGCAGAAUGUGAUGAAGAUGCCGAGGAUGUCUGGUGUGUGUGCAACAUCGACUGUUCUCAAACCAACUUCAAUCCCCUCUGUGCUUCUGAUGGGAAAUCUUAUGAUAAUGCAUGUCAAAUCAAAGAAGCAUCAUGUCAGAAACAGGAGAAAAUUGAAGUCAUGUCGUUGGGUCGAUGUCAAGAUAACACAACUACAACUACUAAAUCUGAAGAUGGGCAUUUUGCAAGAACAGAUUAUGCAGAGAAUGCUAACAAGCUAGAAGAAAGUGCAAGAGAGCACCACAUCCCCUGCCCAGAACAUUACAAUGGUUUCUGCAUGCAUGGGAAGUGCGAACAUUCUAUCAACAUGCAGGAGCCGUCUUGCAGGUGUGAUGCUGGUUAUACUGGACAACACUGUGAAAAAAAGGACUACAGUGUAUUGUACGUUGUUCCCGGCCCCGUGCGAUUUCAGUAUGUCUUAAUCGCAGCUGUGAUUGGAACCAUUCAGAUUGCCGUCAUCUGUGUGGUGGUCCUCUGCAUCACCAGGAAAUGCCCCAGAAGCAACAGAAUUCACAGACAGAAGCAAAAUACAGGGCACUACAGUUCAGACAACACAACAAGAGCAUCCACGAGGUUAAUCUAAAGGGAGCAUGUUGCACAGUGGCUGGACUACCGAGAUCUGGGACUACACAAUACAGUAUUAUAGACAAAAGAAUAAGACAAGAGAUCUACACAUGUUGCCUUGCAUUUGUGGUAAUCUACACCAAUGAAAACAUGUACUACAGCUAUAUUUGAUUAUGUAUGGAUAUAUUUGAAAUAGUAUACAUUGUCUUGAUGUUUUUUCUGUAAUGUAAAUAAACUAUUUAUAUCACACAAUAUA
Canis lupus familiaris (dog) is the source of this 1382-nucleotide messenger RNA. RefSeq names its product transmembrane protein with EGF like and two follistatin like domains 2 (gene TMEFF2). The transcript is spliced from 10 exons. The record is from RefSeq and is a predicted model, not a curated record. NCBI's taxonomy places the organism in Eukaryota, Metazoa, Chordata, Mammalia, Carnivora, Canidae. Gene Ontology annotation, molecular function: protein binding. The coding region runs from base 21 to 1145 and encodes 374 amino acids.